Molecule: messenger RNA, 877 nt
Organism: Neoarius graeffei (lesser salmon catfish)
Lineage: Eukaryota; Metazoa; Chordata; Actinopteri; Siluriformes; Ariidae
Product: peptidyl-prolyl cis-trans isomerase-like
Exons: 5
Coding region: 79-573 (164 amino acids)
Biological process (GO): protein folding; protein peptidyl-prolyl isomerization
Cellular component (GO): intracellular membrane-bounded organelle
Molecular function (GO): peptidyl-prolyl cis-trans isomerase activity
Source: RefSeq, a predicted model, not a curated record
UGCUCACAGCUCGGUCUGCUGCGUAUUGUUCACGGUUUCUCCUUUUAGUGUUGGAGAGUAGAGCACGUCUCUGUCGACAUGGCCAACCCUAGAGUGUUUUUUGACAUCACCAUCGAUGGGGAAAAUGCAGGAAGGAUUGUGAUGGAGUUGAGAGCCGAUGUGGUCCCAAAGACUGCUGAGAACUUUAGAGCUCUGUGCACUGGAGAGAAAGGUUUUGGCUACAAAGGUUCCAGCUUCCACCGUGUCAUCCCAGAAUUCAUGUGUCAGGGUGGCGACUUCACAAGACACAAUGGAACUGGUGGAAGGUCCAUCUAUGGUGAGAAGUUUGCAGAUGAGAACUUCACUCUGAGGCACGUGGGCCCUGGCACCCUGUCCAUGGCUAAUGCAGGACCCAACACCAAUGGCUCACAGUUCUUCAUCUGCACUACGAUAACCGAAUGGCUCAAUGACAAGCACGUUGUGUUCGGGAGCGUUGUUGAGGGCAUGGAAGUCAUCCGCAUUAUAGAAAGGAAAGGAAGCAAGAGUGGUGCUUGCCGUGGCAAGAUCAUCAUCGCUAACUGCGGCCAACUUUAAAUACCACUCAACACCUAGCUUCAGUCUUGUUCAUUCCUUUAAUUUUCUUAUUGAAACACUUGUAUCAUGACCAUGUUUUGGUUCACAUCAUUAAUACUUUUGUUAAACAAAUGUUCUAUUUAAAGGCUGAACAAGAACCUCUUCCAUUUUUCAUCUGUGUUGUUCUAUUGUGAUUGCCUCAGGCAUUAAAUGAGGUUUUUCCUCCCUCCCUCCCUCCCUCCCCCAGGCAUAAAGCUCAUGUCCCAGAAUAUCAUUCUCUUGAAAUUUCUAGGACAAAAGUGGAUAUUAAAAUUGUUCUUGGAAA